CAUGAUAGUAUUUUAUGGUUAGGUUAUGUUGUGGGUGGUUACUUUUUGUCUCUCCUCGUGUACUCUAAUUUAUUAAGCAACAAUUUUUAAAUUUUGAUAAUUUUGAUAGUGAUUUUGAUACAUUUAAAGGCUGUCAGUUAGUUUACACAAUAAGGGUUUACAUUAAAUGGAAUGGAGUCAUCAGUUCGAGAACCUGGCUUUUGCCCUAAAUGUGGAACCAUAUUACCUCUAAUUGGAGCAGCUGGAGGAGUAACUUGUUAUUUGUGCAAAAAUUCAUAUGGGCCUGAUGUAUUUGGAAGGAUGGAAUCCUGCUACAAAUUAUACUUCAACAGAUAUGAUGCCAGCAAAAAAACACACGUGGAUGAUGACGAAGAGGAAGCUGAUGGACCAGUAGUAGAGCGGAGAUGCCCCAAGUGUAACAAUGACAAGAUGUCAUAUGCGACAUUACAACUGCGGUCUGCAGAUGAAGGCCAGACUGUGUUUUACACGUGCACAAAAUGCAAAUUCAAGGAGUCGGAAAAUUCCUGAAUACAUGUGACACUGUUUGAAAAGUUGAUGUGUAUUAUAGACUAAUAAAUAUUUUAGUUUUUA
Molecule: messenger RNA, 591 nt
Organism: Macrosteles quadrilineatus (aster leafhopper)
Lineage: Eukaryota; Metazoa; Arthropoda; Insecta; Hemiptera; Cicadellidae
Product: DNA-directed RNA polymerase I subunit RPA12-like
Exons: 3
Coding region: 172-528 (118 amino acids)
Biological process (GO): termination of RNA polymerase I transcription; DNA-templated transcription
Cellular component (GO): RNA polymerase I complex
Molecular function (GO): zinc ion binding; nucleic acid binding; DNA-directed RNA polymerase activity
Source: RefSeq, a predicted model, not a curated record